Eurytemora carolleeae is the source of this 1624-nucleotide messenger RNA. It is a transcript of the gene Nop60B, whose product is annotated as H/ACA ribonucleoprotein complex subunit 4. The transcript is spliced from 3 exons. The coding region runs from base 20 to 1528 and encodes 502 amino acids. Gene Ontology annotation, biological process: mRNA pseudouridine synthesis; rRNA pseudouridine synthesis; snRNA pseudouridine synthesis. The record is from RefSeq and is a predicted model, not a curated record. NCBI's taxonomy places the organism in Eukaryota, Metazoa, Arthropoda, Copepoda, Calanoida, Temoridae. Gene Ontology annotation, cellular component: box H/ACA snoRNP complex. Gene Ontology annotation, molecular function: RNA binding; pseudouridine synthase activity.
UUUAUAAUUUCAGAUAAAAAUGGGUGAAACUCCAAUGAAAGAAAAGAAAAAGAAGUCUAAGGACAAAAGUAUUGGAGAAUUGCAGUCUGAGAACAGUUUCACAGUUGAACCCUCCUCCAAACCAGUCCCCAAACUCGACACAUCUGAAUGGCCUCUUCUUCUCAAAAAUUUCGACAAGCUGAAUGUGAGAACCAACCAUUACACACCUCUUCCCCAUGGUGCUUCGCCCCUGAAGCGAGAUAUCGUAAACUAUGUUAAAUCCGGUUUUAUUUGUUUGGAUAAACCUGCAAACCCCAGUUCCCACGAGGUUGUUGCCUGGAUUAAAAGGAUUCUCCGAGUAGAUAAAACUGGACACUCUGGAACCUUGGACCCUAAAGUUACAGGAUGUCUUGUUGUUUGCAUCGACAGGGCUACUCGUCUGGUCAAGUCCCAGCAGAGCGCGGGCAAGGAGUACACAUGCAUCUACAGGCUUCACGACUCCAUCCCGGUCAAGAGGAUAAAGCAGGAGUUGGAGAAGUUGAAAGGUGCGCUUUUCCAACGUCCCCCUCUAAUAUCAGCUGUCAAACGUCAACUGAGAGUGAGAACAGUUUACGAGAUGAAACAUAUUGAGCACGACCCGGAGCGGAAUAUGGGAAUAUUCUGGGUUUCUGUGGAAUCUGGAUUCUACGCAAGAACGAUCUGCGUUCAUCUUGGUCUCAUGUUGGGCUGCGGAGGUCAAAUGCAAGAGUUGAGAAGACCUAGAUCAGGUAUUAUGACUGAGAAGGAUUGUUCCACUAUGCAUGAUAUCCUUGACGCACAGUGGCUGUAUGAUAACCACAAGGACGAGUCCUACCUCAGACGUGUUAUUCGUCCCCUGGAAGCACUACUGACAGGACACAAGAGGAUUAUCAUGAAAGACAGCGCCGUGAAUGCCAUUUGCUACGGAGCCAAGAUCCUACUUCCUGGUGUUCUCCGCUACGAGGACGGUAUUGAGAUCAACGAAGAGAUUGUUGUCUGUACAACCAAGGGUGAAGCGAUCUGUCUCGGUAUUGCCCAGAUGACCACUGCCACAAUGGCAAGCUGUGAUCACGGGAUCGUUGCCAAGAUUAAGAGGGUUGUGAUGGAACGUGAUCUGUAUCCAAAGAAGUGGGGACUUGGACCUAAGGCUACUAUCAAGAAAGGUAUGAUCAAAGAGGGUUUACUGGAUAAAUAUGGGAAACCUAAUGAGAACACUCCCAAGGGCUGGAAGUCAAGCUAUGUUGACUACAACGUGAAGGGGGAGAACGGAGUAGGGGCACCAGAAGUCAAGGUUGAGAAGGAAGACAGGAAGAGGAAGCACAGUGAGCAGUCCGUCGAGGAACCGGUAGUCAGCGACGAGGCCAAGAAGGAGAAGAAGAAAAAGAAGAAAGACAAGAAGUCUAAGGAGAAUGGAGAUGAAACUCUGAACAAUACCGCAGAUACGACCAUGGAUGUUUCCCAGAACGGCGACGGAUCUGAUUCUGAGAAGAAAAAGAAGAAGAAGAAGAAAAAGAAGGAGAACGAUGAAUAGUCCUGAGUAUAUACAUACAGUAACUAUAUUCUAUAUGAUCGGUUUCACACGCCUGUUAUCUCGCAUUUUUUUGCCAGAAUAAAUACCAACAAUUAA